Molecule: messenger RNA, 1530 nt
Organism: Aspergillus saccharolyticus JOP 1030-1
Lineage: Eukaryota; Fungi; Ascomycota; Eurotiomycetes; Eurotiales; Aspergillaceae
Product: MFS general substrate transporter
Exons: 3
Coding region: 1-1530 (509 amino acids)
Biological process (GO): transmembrane transport
Molecular function (GO): transmembrane transporter activity
Source: RefSeq, a predicted model, not a curated record
AUGGAGCCGAAAUCCUUCCCCACCUACCAACUAUUCCUCUUAGGACUAUGCCGCAUCGCCGAACCCGUCGCCCUCACCUCCCCCCUCCCCUACGCCUACGACCUGAUGAUCUACCUCUUGGUGGAUGGUGACAACAACAACAACGGCAACAGCAAUCCAACUCGCAGUGCUGCAGCCUUUUACGCAGGAAUAUUCGUCGCCGCCUUCUCGUUGGCCGAAACCCUCACAGCCUUCUGGUGGGGAUAUCUAUCUGACCGCAUCGGCCGGAAACCGGUCUUACUCCUCGGCUGCGCGGGCACGAUUCUGUCCCUGUUUGUACUGGGGUUUGCGCAGAGUCUCUGGACGGCGAUUCUGGGGCGGGCGCUCGGGGGCGCGUUGAAUGGGAAUGUGGGCGUUGUGCAGACUAUGGUGGGGGAGAUGGUUGGGUGGGAGGGUUUUGAAGCACGGGCGUAUGCUGUCAUACCGUUCUUUUUUAGUAUCGGAUGCACAAUCGGGCCGGCGCUGGGGGGUUUGUUGGCGCAGCAGGCGGGGGGUGAGGGUGUGUGGGGGUCGUUGCUGCGUCGCUUUCCCUACUUAUUGCCGAACCUGGCGUGCGCCGGGAUGGUGCUGUUGACGAUGGUGUUGGCUUGGUGUGCUUUGGAGGAGACACAUCCGGAGUGCAGACGGGGGGUGGUUGUGGGACGGCAGAAGCAGCAGCAACAGCAGCAACAGCAGCCGCCAGACCAAGACGAAAGCUCACCCCUCCUCACGCAAUCAUCAAAUUCUACUCUCAACUGCCCGUUUACGGCCAGUGCUAAACCCAGUGCUACCCCCGGGAACGCACCGACCUCCCUCUGGAACCUCAACCGCAACGUCAAAAUGCUGAUCAGCGCCGUCUGCCUCCUCUCCGCCCAUACCGUCACCUACAUCCAGCUCCUCCCAAUCUUCCUGCGCACCCCGCGCGACCCUGCCGUGCCGCCGUACUCCCCCGGCGGCGUCGGCGGCCUCGACAUGAGCCUGUCGACUGUCGGCCUCGUCAUGGGGCUGAACGGCACCGUCGGCCUCGCCAUCCAGCUCCUGUUCCCCGUGUGCACAGAGUACUUUGGCCUCCGCCGCACCUUGUUAGUCGCCACUUAUCUCCACCCCCUCGCCUACUUCUCUCUGCCCUACCUGCCCUUCCUCCCUGCGCACGGGGGCUGGCGCUCCGCCGGCCUCUGGGUCUGGCUCGUGGCGCGCAAUGUCCUCUCGUCGUUCACUUACCCGGCCCUGCUGCUGUUCAUCAAGCGGGGCACGCCGGACCCGUUGAUCCUGGGCAGGGUGAACGGGCUGGUGACGAGUGCGGGCGCCGCGUGUCGGACAUUCUCCCCCGCGCUGGCGGGCUUGUUGCAGAGUGUGGGCGAGCACGCGCAUUGUAGUGCGUUGGCGUGGUGGGGGUCCGGCGUGAUUGCCGUGCUGGCGGCGGUGCAGACUUGGUUUGUGCGGUUGGAGGACGAGAGUGUUGUUUCGGGAGAGGAUGUGGCUGACGGGGAGGGGGAGGGGGAGGGGUGUUGA